This is a messenger RNA of Pectinophora gossypiella (pink bollworm), 1986 nucleotides long. RefSeq lists its product as uncharacterized. Gene Ontology annotation, biological process: long-chain fatty acid metabolic process; fatty-acyl-CoA biosynthetic process. Bases 69 to 1775 code for a protein of 568 amino acids. The transcript is spliced from 8 exons. NCBI's taxonomy places the organism in Eukaryota, Metazoa, Arthropoda, Insecta, Lepidoptera, Gelechiidae. The record is from RefSeq and is a predicted model, not a curated record. Gene Ontology annotation, molecular function: long-chain fatty acid-CoA ligase activity. Gene Ontology annotation, cellular component: mitochondrion.
UGCAAACCAGUCUUCUUCUAGGCACGGCGGAAAACGCGCGCCUGCAUCUAGUAGAAAAAAAAACAAAAAUGAAUUCGGCGCGAAAAUUGUUUCUUCGUUCAAUAAACCAGCAAAAAUGGCAAAGGAAAUUUGCUUGUAGUGCCACUGUGAGAAAUGAGUUUUUAAUUCGUUCUCCGAUAAGUGACGUUGUGAUCCCUGAAAUGAGAUUUAUGGAUCGAUUAUGGAGAGAUUCUUCUGGCUUUUUGGAUUAUACGGCUGUUGAAUGUGCGGAGACCAAGAAGUCAUACACAUACAGAGAAGUCCAGAGGAACAUGGCGAGCUUCGCCACUUCCCUCAGGAAAAAGUUGGGGCUGAAGCAAGGAGACGUGGUGGCUGCUAUGCUGCCUAACAGCCCAGAGUUCAUAGUUGUGGCUUUCGGCACUCUGCAGGCUGGAUGUGUGCUUACAACUAUUAAUCCUAUUUAUAAAGAAUUUGAAAUAGCACAUCAAACGGGAACGACUGAACCAAAAGUGAUGAUAACAAUCCCAGAGUGUUUAGAAGUCGUACGAAAAGGCCUGAAGGCUGCAAAAUGUAAUACUAAAAUAGUACUUAUUGACAAACCAGGUGUAAAUAUACCAAGUGAUGUGGUAAAAUAUUCGGAUAUAGCUGAAAAUUGUGAGCCAGAUUACGGUUUGUUAGACAAAAUUGAGAAUAAGAAAGAUGAUGUGGCGUUUAUUCCGUUUUCGAGUGGAACAACAGGAUUGCCUAAAGGAGUAGAGAUCACGCAUGCAAACUUGUUGGCUGCCAGCGAGAUCAUGGCGGCGAAGGAAACCUGCUUCGCGAAGUUUACUAACGGAGACUUCCAAGACGUGGUCCCCUGCAUCCUGCCGUUUUUUCACAUCUAUGGGCUGGUGGUCACUCUAAUCGGACACUUGGCGAAGGGUUGCAAAUUGGUGACAAUGAACAAGUUUUCCGCUGGACUCUACUUCGACGUUUUGAAGAAUAAUAAGGCGAGUCUGCUGUACAUUGUACCACCAAUAGCGAUACUCCUGGGCAAGCACCCUGACGUGAAGCCGGAGUUCUUCACCCACGUCCGACACAUCGUGUGCGGGGCAGCGCCGCUCGCAGCCUCUGACGCUGAAGCUGUUCUGGAGAAGAGUCAAAAACAAAUAGAGUUCAACCAAGGUUUUGGAGCCACGGAGACCACAUCUCUAGGGACCGCAACCCUCAUAGGGUCUAAAGACCUGGACUACUCUGCUAGUGGUGUGCCUAUGGCUAACAAUGUACUGAAAUUUGUGGACCCCGUGACUGGCAAAGAUGUUCCCAUUGGAGAGUCAGGAGAACUAUACAUAAAGAGCCCAACAAUAAUGAAAGGCUACCAUAAGAAUGAAAAAGCUACAAAGGAGAGUUUGACAGAAGAUGGCUUUUUCAAAACUGGAGAUUUGGGUUACUACACGCCUGGGAAAGGACUCUACAUCACUGAUAGAAUAAAAGAACUUAUUAAGGUAAAAGGUAUGCAAGUCGCUCCAGCAGAAUUAGAAAGCAUCCUCCGCUCCCACCCAGCAGUCCAAGAUGCAGCGGUUAUAGGCGUCCCUCACGAAUUCUACGGAGAAACGCCAAAAGCGUUUGUUAUUAAAAAGAACGGGCUCAAGAUUUCCCCUGAGGAACUCCAGGACUUUGUAGCGGCUAAAGUAGCGACAUUUAAGAAAAUUGACGAAGUCAUAUUUGUUGAUGACAUUCCGAAGACUAGUUCUGGAAAGAUAUUGAGAAAAGAUUUGAAGAAGAUGUACGCGUGAACGUUAUUUGUGUCGAGUUAGUUUGUCAAACGCUUAGCUUAUGUUUUUGUAUAAGCAAAAAGGUGUGAUUAUAUUUAUUUAUUACAAGAGAAUCUUUAGCUAGAAUUUUUUUGAUCUAAAUUGUUUUUAAAACGAGAGACCAUAAUGUUUCUUAAGGCAAGGGCAUGUAAAGUUUUGGAGUAUAAGUAUAAAUAAAUGGAAUAGGUAUGUA